AUGCAAUCAGAACUCAGUUUGAAUUUCAAGGAAGAACAAUAUCUGGUUGAUAUUGCCGGUUGGUUACAAAGGACAAAACUGGAGAAAGGAGCAUCAUCCUUGAGCAUUAUGCAAUCAAGAAAGAGUCUACUCCGGGCUCAUAUAAUUGCUUUGGUACUAGAUGCAGACGAGAUAGUAAAUGCUAAACGAAGUAUGAAACACGCUGAAGUAGUUAUAGCCAGACGAGCCGUGGAAGAGGGACGUGGUCUGUUUGUGAUUGUGAACAAGAUGGACCUUCUAAGGGGCAAAGACAAAUCAUCAUCCUAUGAGCAGAUUAUGGAGGUUGUUCAACAAGAAAUUCAAACAGUUAUACCUCAGAUUACCGGAAUCCUUGUAUUAUUCAUUUCAGCGUUAGAGGGAAGGGGCCGGACAACCGUCUUACAUCAAGUCAUUGAUACAUAUGAAAAAUGGUGUACCAGAUUAUCUACAGCUCGUCUUAACCGUUGGUUGUUGCAAAAGGUUAUGAGCAGGCAUUCUUGGAAAGACCAGGCAGCACAGCCUAAGAUAAAAUAUUUCACUCAGGUUAAGGCCCGGCCACCUACAUUUGUUGCGUUUGUGCGUGGAAAAGCCCGACUUUCUGAUACAGACAUCAGGUUCUUAACAAAGUCCUUGAAAGAUGACUUUGAUUUGGGUGGAAUUCCUAUACGCAUCAUGCAGCGUGCUAUCGCUAAGAAAGAUGGCAGUGGAACUAGCAAGAGUAUCCAUUCAGUAGGCAGAGUGGCUGAAAGGAUUAAGUCUGACAAGAGAGAAAGAGGCGACUUAGUUGAAUCAAAGGCAUGA
Molecule: messenger RNA, 819 nt
Organism: Vicia faba (fava bean)
Lineage: Eukaryota; Viridiplantae; Streptophyta; Magnoliopsida; Fabales; Fabaceae
Source: the annotation of a GenBank genome assembly